GGACAAAGAAGGAAGGCGUGAAGGGAUAAACGGCACAGCUUGGGCGUCGGGCUGCAGUCUGGAAGUGGAGUGCUCAAUGUGGGGUUUCCUUCGCCUUGGGAGGGCCAGGCUCGCUCAAGAAACAGCAAAGUCGACGAUUGCUCAGAACCUGAAGACAACAGCAGCUGCUUCGUUCUGUCAGCGCCGUUGGUUUGGCGGAAGCUUCGCAAGAAUGGCGCCUGUGCGGGACCCCAACACGCUGUCCAACUACGACCAAUGGCGGACCAGACACACCACCGCCAACUUCAAGGUUGAUUUCGCAGCAAAGUGUCUGCGCGGGUCGGUGAUCCUCGAGCUCGAGUCGCAGACAGACAAGGCCAGCCGGGAGAUCAUUCUUGACUCCAGCUACGUCGACGUCUCGGCCAUCAAGCUCAACUCGACACCUUCGCAGUGGGUGAUCAAGGAUCGCACUGGUCCAAACGGCUCCCCGGUCCACGUCGCGGUCCCCAACGGUGCCGCCAAGGGGGAAGUUGUCAAGCUCGAGAUCGAGCUGGCCACCACUGAGAAGUGCACCGCCCUCCAGUGGCUGACUCCGGCCCAGACGAGCAACAAGAAAGCCCCCUUCAUGUUCAGCCAGUGUCAGGCCAUUCAUGCGCGGUCUAUCUUCCCCUGCCAGGACACCCCGGACGUCAAGAGCACGUACGAGUUUAACAUCCGCAGCCCCCAUGUCGUCGUUGCCAGCGGUGUUCCGGUGCCGGGCGCGACGGUGGAUGCGGGCGAGGACAAGAUUUACAAGUUUGAGCAGAAGGUCCCCAUCCCUUCCUAUCUCUUCGCCGUGGCCUCGGGAGAUAUCGCUAGUGCCCCCAUCGGAAGGUGCUCGUCGGUGGCUACGGGUCCCAACGAGUUGAAAGCGUCGCAAUGGGAGCUUCAGGAUGACAUGGACAAGUUCCUCGACGCUGCCGAGAAGAUUGUCUUCCCCUACCAAUGGGGAGAGUACAACGUCCUCGUUUUGCCGCCGAGCUUCCCGUACGGAGGCAUGGAGAACCCCAUCUUCACCUUCGCCACACCCACCAUCAUCAGCGGUGACCGGCAAAACAUCGAUGUCAUUGCCCACGAGCUCGCCCACAGCUGGAGCGGUAACCUGGUGACGAGCUGCAGUUGGGAACACUUCUGGCUGAACGAGGGAUGGACCGUGUACUUGGAGCGGCGCAUCCUCGCGGCCAUCCACAAAAAUGAUGCCUAUUUCGACUUUUCGGCUAUUAUUGGCUGGAAGCAUCUCGAGGAGGCUAUCGAGGGAUUCGGAAAAGACCACGAAUACACCAAGCUGUCGAUCAAGCACGAUGGCAUUGACCCAGACGACGCUUUCAGCACCGUUCCUUACGAGAAAGGCUUCCAUUUCAUCUGGUCCCUUGACCGCCUCGUCGGACGGGAGAACUUCGACAAGUUCAUUCCCUACUACUUUAAAAAGUGGCAGAACAAGUCCCUUGAUUCCUACGAGUUUAAGGACACGUUUCUCGAAUUCUUCGGCGCGCCUGAGUAUGCGGGUUUGAAGGAUAAGCUCGCGGAGAUCGACUGGGAAGGCCGCUUCUUCAAUACCGGGCUCCCGCCGAAGCCCGAGUUCAACACUUCGCUUGUUGAUGUGUGCUUCCAACUUGCCGAGAAGUGGAAGCAGAAGGACUACACGCCGAGUCCCUCGGACAUUUCGUCCUGGACCGGCAACCAGGUUCUCGUAUUCCUGAACGCGGUGCAGGAUUUUGAGGAGCCCCUGACUGUGGGGCAGUCGCAAAACCUGGGCAAGAUUUAUGGGCUCGCCGACUCGAAGAACGCCGAGCUCAAGUCGGCCUAUUACCAGAUCGCAAUGAAGGCCAAGGAUACCAGCUCGUACCCUGGUGUCGCCGAGCUGCUUGGGAAUGUCGGGCGUAUGAAGUUCGUCCGACCACUGUUCCGCUCCCUCAACAAGGUGGAUCGUGAUCUCGCUCUCGGGACGUUCGAGAAGAACCGCGAUUUCUACCAUCCCAUCUGUCGCCAACUGGUUGAGAAGGAUCUUGGGGUGGGCGAGGCGAAGUCCUCUUGAAUUGCAUUGUACUUCCGUAGUACUAGUACGGCGAGAUGUGCUGUUGUAUCCAUUUAAUUACAGACAUUGUGGGACAAAGAGGUCUCGGAAUGUCAAUCGCCAAUGGGCCACAGCUUUGAGCAAUGAAUGGACUGCUAGGGUGAUUCGGAGAAAAGAACAAAAAAAUCUCACCAGGAUCUGACAAAGCAGCAUUUUGUCUUCGCGCCAUCUCUGAUGACUUUCAUAGUUUGGCAAGAAUAUUAAACAGGACCAACGGAUUACGCCGAUCAGUAUCCUGGUAUUCUUUACCGAGGAGAGGUGAAGCCCAAGA
Molecule: messenger RNA, 2363 nt
Organism: Thermothelomyces thermophilus ATCC 42464
Lineage: Eukaryota; Fungi; Ascomycota; Sordariomycetes; Sordariales; Chaetomiaceae
Exons: 4
Coding region: 212-2053 (613 amino acids)
Biological process (GO): proteolysis
Cellular component (GO): cytosol
Molecular function (GO): aminopeptidase activity; metallopeptidase activity; epoxide hydrolase activity
Source: RefSeq, a predicted model, not a curated record